Messenger RNA from Trichoderma breve, 2052 nucleotides. RefSeq lists its product as uncharacterized. The transcript is spliced from 3 exons. Gene Ontology annotation, biological process: regulation of transcription by RNA polymerase II. Bases 1 to 2052 code for a protein of 683 amino acids. Lineage: Eukaryota; Fungi; Ascomycota; Sordariomycetes; Hypocreales; Hypocreaceae. The record is from RefSeq and is a predicted model, not a curated record. Gene Ontology annotation, molecular function: RNA polymerase II cis-regulatory region sequence-specific DNA binding; DNA-binding transcription factor activity, RNA polymerase II-specific.
AUGGCGGCUGCGUUUCGCCCUGUCAACACCCCACUAGCAGCGGAAAUUUCCAGGCAGGACAUCAUGUCACCGAAAAACUCGUCCCCUCGCCCCAGCACAGCGCCGCAGUCUCAGCUACAGCCCGGACACUCACACUCGCCCGACGAUGGCAAGACGCCAACCCGAGCGUCCUUUAACAGCAUCAACAUGGCCAGCCAGAGACCCUUGCCGCCGAGUCCGUUUCCCCAGGUGACGCCCGUAGCUGAGUCUCCCGAGGAUGCACUCCACCACGAUGGCUCGCAGCACUCCAAGUCGCCCAACCGAAACUCGCUGGACGUAGACAUGGACGACUCGGAUGGAGACAUGGCCGACGAUGGUGCCGGCUCCGAUGGCGAGAGCGUGAAUGCGGAUGGAACAAGAUCGAACAAGAAGAAGAAGUCCCAGCGCUUCUACUGCACUGACUACCCACCAUGCAACCUGAGCUUCACAAGGAGCGAGCACUUGGCUAGGCAUAUCCGAAAACACACCGGAGAGCGGCCUUUCCAGUGCCACUGUUCCAGGCGAUUCUCGAGGCUGGAUAACCUAAGGCAGCAUGCCCAAACUGUCCAUGUCAAUGAAGAUAUCCCCAUCGACUCUCUUGCGGCUACUGGUUCGAGAUUUCAGCGGCAGAUUAGGACCGAUAGGGUUCGUCAAGCUGGUAACAGGGCGAGGGCCUCCACUGGUGGCAGCGCCGGCGGCCCCGUUCGAGGACAUUCAAAGUCUCUCUCAACCUCUAGCAUUUCCAGCAUCGCGUCUGUGGCAUCGGCCUACAGUCCCCAGAAUGAUCCUCGUCGACGGCCUCCUCCUCUCGUCAUGGCAGCUGAUCCCCGCUCCAGACUAUCUCUGGAAUCCUACCGUAGCAGCACCGACAGUACCUUUUCCUACCGACCUCAGUCUCCCGGAGAUUUCAGCACGCCAACAUCUGCCACGUUUUCAACGGCUCAAAGCAGUCCUCGAUGGGGAUCUAGCGUGGCGUCUCCGGCGUCUCACUCGCACUCGCGAUCUCAGAGCAUGUACGUCGUGGGUUCUCGGACUCCCGGUCGUCGGUUGAGCGUUCCCUCAGGAGCCAACCCCUUCCACUCUCACGCUGCUGCCUUUCAACCUCCGAAUGCGAAUCUGGUUUCUUCGCCAAUCGUUUCGCCUUCUGUGUUUUCUGGUAGAAGAGAGUCUAUUGCAAGCAGCACAGGCGAGGAAGCAUGGCGGCGGCGAACCUGGCACCCUGAUAGCCGUAGCUUUGGCAGCACUGCACAGCUAAACGCUGCUCUCAGCCAAUCCGUGCGGCCAAAUCCCCCGCCACCUAUCGCGAAUCCCACAGGCCCGCAGUCCAACCUUCGCCUUCCAGGUAUCGAGUCUUUUGAUCCUCUUCCUCGUUCAGCCUCACCCCCAAGGCGUAACGCAUCUCCCAUGAGCGUUGACCCCGAGCCCGCUCUGCGACCACCAGUGAUGGAGGCCAUACAAGCUGAUGAGAGGCGGAAUCUCAACAUGUAUGACGUCAGCUUGCAGCGCGGUUUAGGUCGUCUUGACAUAGGACACAAGACUCCCCCUCGCGACAGCGCCGGGAUGUGGGCGUCUGAAGUCCAUAAGGCGGUCCAAAGCAAGGUCGAUCAGGCACGCCUGAACCCGCCAACGGUCCGAUUUGAAGAGCAGCCCAGGCCAAGCCACCAGGUCCAGCCUUCAGCCCCUCCAAGUCGAUCCUUUCACCAGCAUACCAUGUCUGCUCCUACCCUCGCUAGAGAACCAAGGGGCCAUGGGUGGCAUCAAUCUCCUCAAGACAUGCGGGACCCCCGUGUAGAUCGAAUGGUGCAUCCCAACUUCAAUGGUUUCGCCGGCUUUCCAGCACGAGAGCCUCAAGAGCACCCACAACAGCAGCAUUACCAUCAGCAACAACCGCUUCAGCAGCAACAAAUGCAACAACAACAGCAGCAGCAACGCCAACAACAGGAGCGUUCGAACAACCCUGAUUCAUUGAGGCGACUUGAAGCUUUGGUGGCCGUCGCUACCAGUGAAGGCUCCAAUACUGCCGCCGCCUAUUAA